This is a messenger RNA of Neoarius graeffei (lesser salmon catfish), 2402 nucleotides long. Its product is annotated as proton channel OTOP3-like. NCBI's taxonomy places the organism in Eukaryota, Metazoa, Chordata, Actinopteri, Siluriformes, Ariidae. The record is from RefSeq and is a predicted model, not a curated record. Gene Ontology annotation, molecular function: proton channel activity. The transcript is spliced from 7 exons. Bases 148 to 1929 code for a protein of 593 amino acids. Gene Ontology annotation, cellular component: membrane. Gene Ontology annotation, biological process: proton transmembrane transport.
ACCGCCCACACAUACUGUACACACACACAGAGGCACUUUACCUUCUCAGUACAGAGUAGAAAGAAAGAGGGAAUGUACGUGAACUGAUCCACACAUGCAUAAAUAUAAAUACAGAUAUAGAUAGAGGGAUCCAGACACGAAGGAGGAAUGCAGGCUGAAGCUCGAGAAACUGAGGAACUAGAGAUGAAAAAUCAGGACUCGGAUUUAGAGUGCUCGAAAAAUGAUCUGAAAAACACAACGAUGUUGGAGGAUGGAGUGAAGAGCGAUGAGGAGGAGGAGCAGGAGACUGUGCUGCUGUGGGUUCCAUCUGGACGCAGACUCAUUUCUGGACUCUUUGGGAUCAAUGUGGUGCUGCUGGGAGCCGCGCUGGUGGCCGGAGACGCUCUGAACCCGGUUGGACUUCGCCAUCAUGAGCCAGAGGUGUUUUUGCUGCUGCUGAUGGGUUUCAGUGUGGUGUGGAUGCUGUGGUACCUGCUGUGGUCACGACGGCAGCCUGGAGCCCCUCCACACACUGAUCACCACGCGGGAGGUGCUACAGUCACCGUGGUGCUCAUGCUGUUUGCAGGAUUCAGUCUGUUGCUUUGUGUGUUCAUGAUGGUGUACAACAGCAUGAUGGCAAAAUGUCAGCCAAUAGCUAAAGUGCUUCUGCCCUUCAUCCAGACUCCAUUCCUCAUCCUGCAGACCUACUUGCUCUGGUCUCAUUCCAAAGACUGCAUCCACAAAUACAGAGUCCUCACCAGGUCUGGACUCAUACUCAUCCUCUGUACAGACAUCUUGUUAUGGCUGAGUGCAGUAACAGAAGAUACCAUCCAUUCAGAGAUAGAACUGGAGAGACAGUACAAUGAGACUAUCAUCACAAAGAAGACCAAUGAGGAUGGUGAGAAUGUGACGGACUGUGAGUGCAGAAAGCAGCCAGUCUGCGUUGCUCUGCGUAAAGGCUAUGAGGUCCUGUACCCCUUCAACAUGGAGUUCAAUCUGCUGGCGAGCUGCAUGCUGUACGUCAUGUGGAAGAACGUGGGGCGUCACGUGAUUGGAACCCACUCCAGCCACACCCGGAAGAUCACGUUGAGGAUCAUGCGUCAUGGCGGCGUCCUGCUUGGGCUGAUCUUCGGUGUGUUGGUGCUGAUUGCUGGCAUUGUGGUUUUCCUGCUGUACCAGGUGUGGGUGGGGCGGAAGGAGCUGCGCCUGGAUGCUUUUCUCAUGUUUUACUGCUUUCACAUUUGCGUGAUUCCUGCCAUGGUUCUGUGCUCGCUGGCGGGAACGCUGGUGUACCGCUGGAAAGAGAGCACCAAUGUUAACCAACAUCAAGGUGGCAAGGCGAAAGGUGAAGAAGGCGUGGCGAAAAACCCGACGCGCAGUCUGGACGUACUGCUGCUGCUGGGCACCGGCCUCGGGCAGCUCUCUCUCUCCUACUUUUCCUUGGUGGCUGUUUUGGCUGUUGGAGCCGGAGGCAUUCUGGGAAAUUUACACCUGUCGUACUCACUGCUCAGCCUGCUGGAGCUCAUACUGCAGAACAUCUUCAUCAUCCAGGGUCUGCACUCUCUCACACACACUCACCCACACUCACACACACACUCCAUCAGGAAUGAGGUGGACGGUGAGACGGCUGAGCCGGAGGUUGUCCGUAAGCAGAUGAUGAAGACAGAAGAGAGAACAGAGAGAGAAGAAUCGCCCUUCUCUCUGAAACAUGAUGUUCAUCGCUGGAGCAAGAGGGCCAUCCAGGAGAUCUGUGCUUUCCUCAUCCUCUCCAACAUUAUGCUGUGGGUGAUCCCGGCGUUCGGAGCACACCCUCAGUUCGAGAGCGGUGUGGGGAAGGAGUUCUUUGGGUUCUCGGUGUGGUUCGUGUUGGUGAAUCUGGGCCAGCCGCUCACCGUCUUCUACAGGAUGCACUCUGUAGGAGCGCUGAUGGAGCUCUUCAUCUCUGCAUGAACACACACACACGCAAUGCACAACAUAUCACAAUACAUGAUACAUUAGAAAAUCUAGAAGCAGCAAUUUUAGUCAUUUUUCAACCACAGCAUGAUUGAAAACUUGGCACUUUUGAAGGUCCAUGUAAGCUCCGCCCACUUCACGAUCAUCUCAGUGUCAGAUCUGUUUCCUGAGGCACUGUGUGUCUGUUUCUGUGUCAUUAUGAUCCAUACAUCAGUGUCCUUUAUAAACCUUAUAAACCACACAGACUCGAGUGCAAACAUUUCUCAACAUCGUUUUGAUUUUCUAUCUUCAGAACCAAAACUGACCCACAGUCAUGAAACGUUACAUCUUCAUCCUGAUCAUUAACCAGAAACACGAUGCAGAGGAGUUUCUCCAAAUGUUAAGCCACAUGGUUGGAUUUAUGUUCGAGUUUACACUGAAAGUUUAUUGACACAAAACUAACUAACUAGAAUAAAUGAUUUUCCACUAAA